This is a messenger RNA of Aegilops tauschii subsp. strangulata, 2203 nucleotides long. Its product is annotated as protein FAR1-RELATED SEQUENCE 5-like. Lineage: Eukaryota; Viridiplantae; Streptophyta; Magnoliopsida; Poales; Poaceae. Gene Ontology annotation, biological process: regulation of DNA-templated transcription. Gene Ontology annotation, molecular function: zinc ion binding. The record is from RefSeq and is a predicted model, not a curated record.
UGACACGGGCACCGCGGCAAAUGUUCCUGGUCCAACCAGGACUGAGCUCGGUGCUGGCGCUGUUGACGGUGCUGUGCAAGGAGAAGAAGGAGAAGAUGAGGCUGGUUCUCAGCCAAUGGAACCAUAUGUUGGCAUGAGGUUUGACACCCUUCAAAUUGCUAAGGAUCACUACAACAGCUACGCCUUACGGAUGGGUUUCUCUGUCAAAAUGAACACCUCUAGGCGGACAGGCAAUGUAUUGGUAAAACAGCAGUUUUGAUGCAACAAGUAUAAGAAGCCAAAAGCUGAGGUUGGUUCUCAGCCAAUGGAACCCUAUGUUGGCAUGAGGUUUGACACCCUUCAAAUUGCUAAGGAUCACUACAACAGCUACGCCUUACGGAUGGGUUUCUCUGUCAAAAUGAACACCUCUAGGCGGACAGGCAAUGUAUUGGUAAAACAGCAGUUUUGAUGCAACAAGUAUAAGAAGCCAAAAGCUGAGGUUGGUUCUCAGCCAAUGGAACCCUAUGUUGGCAUGAGGUUUGACACCCUUCAAAUUGCUAAGGAUCACUACAACAGCUACGCCUUACGGAUGGGUUUCUCUGUCAAAAUGAACACCUCUAGGCGGACAGGCAAUGUAUUGGUAAAACAGCAGUUUUGAUGCAACAAGUAUAAGAAGCCAAAAGCUGAGGUUGGUUCUCAGCCAAUGGAACCCUAUGUUGGCAUGAGGUUUGACACCCUUCAAAUUGCUAAGGAUCACUACAACAGCUACGCCUUACGGAUGGGUUUCUCUGUCAAAAUGAACACCUCUAGGCGGACAGGCAAUGUAUUGGUAAAACAGCAGUUUUGAUGCAACAAGUAUAAGAAGCCAAAAGCUGAGGUUGGUUCUCAGCCAAUGGAACCCUAUGUUGGCAUGAGGUUUGACACCCUUCAAAUUGCUAAGGAUCACUACAACAGCUACGCCUUACGGAUGGGUUUCUCUGUCAAAAUGAACACCUCUAGGCGGACAGGCAAUGUAUUGGUAAAACAGCAGUUUUGAUGCAACAAGUAUAAGAAGCCAAAAGCUGAGGUUGGUUCUCAGCCAAUGGAACCCUAUGUUGGCAUGAGGUUUGACACCCUUCAAAUUGCUAAGGAUCACUACAACAGCUACGCCUUACGGAUGGGUUUCUCUGUCAAAAUGAACACCUCUAGGCGGACAGGCAAUGUAUUGGUAAAACAGCAGUUUUGAUGCAACAAGUAUAAGAAGCCAAAAGCUGAGGUUGGUUCUCAGCCAAUGGAACCCUAUGUUGGCAUGAGGUUUGACACCCUUCAAAUUGCUAAGGAUCACUACAACAGCUACGCCUUACGGAUGGGUUUCUCUGUCAAAAUGAACACCUCUAGGCGGACAGGCAAUGUAUUGGUAAAACAGCAGUUUUGCUGCAACAAGUAUAAGAAGCCAAAAGCUGAUGAUGGUGGAGCUGAGGCUCCUCCUAUCCUGGACCCUAUACCAGAUCCAAGACCUGUUGACACUGAUGAGGAAAUGGAAGAUGAACCUCCAAUCUUUGCUGAAGAGGAGGCUGGUGCAAGUAAGAAAAAGAAGAAACGAAAACGCGAGACAAUAAAGCAGACUCAAUGCAAAGCGAAAAUGUUGGUGAAGCUAAUGGAUGGGCGAUGGGAGGUGACGCAUUUUGUUCGUGACCACAAUCAUCCGCUGGUGAACAAACCUUCAUUGUCCAAAUACUUGAGAUCCCACCAAGGCAUCUCUCCUGAUGAAAAGGAGUUUUUGCGCAUCUUGUAUAACUGCAACUUGACUACAGGACGUAUGAUGCAUGUAAUGGCAGAGUUCUAUGGAUCUGAGAUGAUGGUGCCAUUCGGACCAAAGGCAAUAACAAAUCUUUGUACAAGUUUCCGUAGAGAUGACACAAAGGAGGGUGAUCUGAUUGAGACAAUUGCGCACUUCAAGGAUAUACAAAAAACCGAUCCAUACUUCUUCUAUAAGGUGAAAUAUGAUGAAGAGGACAGAGUUGUCAACAUAUUUUGGGUGGAUGGCUUAGCUCGAAAAGCUUAUGCGGAGGCGUACCACGAUUGCAUAUCGUUUGACACCACCUACAUGACCAACAUGUACAAUAUGCCGUUCGCGCCCUUCAUAGGAAUAAACCGACAUGGCCAAUCUUUCAUGCUGGGUUGCGCGUUUGUGAGGCAGGAGUUGGGGCAUCAAGCUUUGAUUGGGUCUUUGGAGCAUUCCUAG